AUGUUGUCCCUCAGAGUAAUCAUCAUUUGUGUUACUGGAAUACUUUUCAAUUCCACACAGAAUGCACAGGCAGCAAUACUUAAAUGUCAUCCACAUAAGCAAGUUUGCAUUGAAAACUGCAAUAGAAAGCAUCCAGGAGGCAUCGGUAUUUUGCGUUCACUGUGUCAUGCUGGGUGUUCUGUGUCUCAAUGUCUUUUAAAGAGAACGGCUAAUUCAUUGCAUGUAUAA
Theileria equi strain WA is the source of this 228-nucleotide messenger RNA. RefSeq names its product signal peptide-containing protein. Bases 1 to 228 code for a protein of 75 amino acids. The transcript has 2 exons. The record is from RefSeq and is a predicted model, not a curated record. NCBI's taxonomy places the organism in Eukaryota, Apicomplexa, Aconoidasida, Piroplasmida, Theileriidae.